This is a messenger RNA of Trematosphaeria pertusa, 1218 nucleotides long. RefSeq names its product putative monooxygenase. NCBI's taxonomy places the organism in Eukaryota, Fungi, Ascomycota, Dothideomycetes, Pleosporales, Trematosphaeriaceae. The record is from RefSeq and is a predicted model, not a curated record. The transcript has 3 exons. Bases 1 to 1218 code for a protein of 405 amino acids. Gene Ontology annotation, biological process: 3-(3-hydroxy)phenylpropionate catabolic process. Gene Ontology annotation, molecular function: FAD binding; 3-(3-hydroxyphenyl)propionate hydroxylase activity.
AUGUCAUCUCAGGAACCAUACGUCACCGUCGUUGGCUCAGGGCCUGCAGGUCUUCUACUGAGUCUGAUUCUUGCGCAGAACAAGAUACCUGUAACCCUGGUUGAGAAAGCAGAUACGCUAGACAAGCAGCCGCGAGCAACUCACUAUGCUGGGCCAGCCGUGAGCGUGUUGCGCCGAGCAGGCGUCAUGGACGACAUCGCCGCCAAAGGCUUCUUCCCUGAGAAGCUUACUUUUAGGACUUUUGACAACAAGGUCCUGGCCACCAUAGAUCACACCGGCGUAUCCGAUGAUCCAGAUAGGCUUGUUUGUCUGCCUUUGAACCAGCUCGGUCAGAUUCUGCUCUCGCACCUCCAAAAGCAUCCGAAUGCCACCAUACUCUGGAACCAUGAAGUUACCGAUAUCAAGGACGACAACGGGACAGGAGUCGUCACUGUCACCGCCCCCGAUGGUUCAAAAGAGCUUCGUGCCCGUUACGUUGUUGGAUGCGACGGCGCCAACAGCAAGGUUCGGCGGCUGUUGUUCGGCGACUGGGAAUUCCCGGGGAAGACGUGGGACACACAGGUUGUGGCAACUAAUGCCUAUUACGACUUUUACAAGUUCGGCUACGAAGAUGCCAAUUUUAUUAUCGAUCCCGAACAUUGGUACAUGGCUGCCAGGAUCACCAGGGAUGGAAUGUGGCGUGUCAGCUAUGGUGUGCCCGCCAGCCUGACCAAAGAAGAGCUAUUGGAGCAGCGGGACGAGAAGUGGAGGAAUAUGCUUCCUGGGAACCCUUCUCCCGAGGACUAUCGCAUCACCAACUUCAGUCCCUACAAAGUACACCAAAGACUAGCAGAGUCGAUGAGAGUGGGCCCGUUUGUCCUCGCAGCGGAUGCCGCUCACCUUUGCAACCCGUUUGGCGGCCUCGGUCUCACGGGUGGGAUCGUGGACGUCGGCGGGCUAGCCGACUGCUUGAUCGGGCUGUACGAGGGCAAAGCGGAUAACAGCAUUCUCGACAUCUACUCGAAAGUGCGACGCGAGAAAUAUUCGCAGUUUAUCGAUCCCAUAUCGAGUGCCAACCUUCUCCGCAUGUUUGACAAGGACCCGAGCACGGUAUCGCAGCGAGAUGAGAGCCUACAGAUGAUCAACGGCGUCAAGGAUGAUCCCACCAAGAUGAAGGAGCUCAUCGGUGGUAUCAACGUGAUCACGUACGAUUUCACCCAACAUUACAGAUCCAAGUGA